Molecule: messenger RNA, 2805 nt
Organism: Phyllopteryx taeniolatus (common seadragon)
Lineage: Eukaryota; Metazoa; Chordata; Actinopteri; Syngnathiformes; Syngnathidae
Product: armadillo-like helical domain-containing protein 4
Exons: 8
Coding region: 416-1636 (406 amino acids)
Source: RefSeq, a predicted model, not a curated record
UACUGCCACCUACCGGACUGGAGUAGUGAUUGGUAGCAUGUGCGGAAAUAAAUGCAUAGGAGGGGGAAAAAAGAAAACACGUGAUAAAUAAAUGAUUCCACACUGUGAACACUAUAUCAUGUGGUCAUUUAUUUCAUCGCGAAUCAAGCAUUUAAGUCUAAUUUGCCGUUCAAAAAAGGCUGUAAAUGACAGCUUCCAUCAUCUCGGGCUGAUUUAGGGCGCCAUUGGAGACAGUGGUGGGCGCACUUGAGGAGGUCUGAGGCUGGAACAAAAACAACAACAAAACCGAACCUCCCCUCUCCUUUUUCUUCUCUCUUCAUGAUCCAUCAGCACAGGAACCCCUCAUUCCCGUCGCAAUCUUUGCAUCCUCUGCGAUCCAUCAUGCACUCUUCAAGGCGCUGAGAGCAGACAGAAGAUGUUGACGUCUGACGCGCUCCAUCGCCUCCUCCUGGCCGGAGUUUGCCUGUGCGUGUGUGGAAAUGCGGUCCUGGAGAUCCAGAAAGAGGCUGCAGGCUCGCUCGGACGCAGACCCUGGAGGAUGUUGACGCAAAAUCGGGAAAGUCCUGAUGCAGAAUCUGAGCCCAAAAAGUUCUGGAGGACUCCGAGAGACAUGAUGGAUGACGUAAGCACCUUGCUGCAUGAAGACGCAAGGUGGUCUUCCACCACUGGGGCUCUAAAUCCAUCCAGUCGCACCCCCACGCCGGUCUCUCUCCCCUCUCGGACCUCCACGGCGUCGUCGCCGUGGGAACGCGAAGGCCCCGUCAUGCCCGCCCCGCCCGAACCCUUCUUCCCAGACAUGGGCGUCGACACCAUGCCCAAAGAGGACGGGGUGGAGAGCCUGUGGACCGAGGCCCCCGGGCCCAGCGGAGACACGGCGGCGCCGCCGUCCCCGGACGACACCACGGAGGGCACCAUGUCGUCCGAGUCGCUGCCUCUCAUCUUUGAGCCUCUGGAAGAAUCCGCGGCUCAGCUUCCGGCCGCCGCCACGGCAAGCGCAGGCGCGCCGCUGUCGGAGGCGGACCCGGAACCGCAGUUCGCCACGGAGACGGACAAGCCUUCGCACGCGCCGCCCCCGAUGACGCCGGACGUCGAGCACCUGGAUGCCAGCAGACAGUCAGGUUUUGGCACUGUGCAGACCUCAGAACUCACAGACAUUGUACGAGCUUCGGUUGUCGUGGCAACCAAUCCACCUGUGCACAAGCCCCAGUCGGGUUUAGAGGAGACGGACUCUGAAGACGAUCCGGACGAGGACGAGAAUUCCGAGGACUCGCCGGAGGACGAGGAGAGCGACGAGGACCCGACGGAGAUGUCUCGGACUGAGCCGCCGUACAGCCUCAUCCCACCGCCUCCCGUCUGGGUGCAACGCAACCAGGGCCUGAUGCGCAGCUGGGUGGCGCUGAUCCGAGAAAAGGCGGGCUACGUUUCGGGCAUGAUGGCCCCGGUGGCCGUCGGCAUGGCUGGGGCCCUGCUGCUCGUGGGCGCCCUCUACAGCGUGAGGAGGAUCCACCGUAGGAGGAGGAACAGCUUCAAACGCCAGCGGAGGAAGAUCCGACCCGCGGAGCAACCAGGUGAGACGUGCAUCGGUCGGCAGGAUCAGGCCAUGCUGCUGGCGGACAGCUCCGAGGACGAGUUCUGAUCCAAAAGACUCUACCAAUCAAUGUCGCCAUGACAACCACAUCAGUUUGCCAUCACAUCAGACCGCUUUAUACUGCCGGACAAUCUCAUGUGGGAAUUUAUUACAUGUUUAAAAAUGUCUUUCUGAUGCACUUAUCAUAUUAAAAAAAUAAAUAAAAAAUAGAAAAAGUUACAAAAUCUAAAUACAAUAUAUUACUUGUAAAUGUAUUAAUGUAAAUACAAACGUAUUUAUGUAUCACACUUAUUUUAAGGAAUAGGGAUGAGAAAGAGCAAAAUGAGACACUAAUGUCUGCCAAUUAGCUUCGCCACACAGCUAGCCUUGCUAUGUCCAAAUAUGUAAAAACAAGCUCAACAUCUUCACUGAGAACGGUGGUUAGGAUUAAGUACUUUUAAAAAAAAUUUAACAUUCAAGAGCACCACGAGUUGGAUUGUUACCUUUUGAACAGAACCAAGCAAGCUGUUUACACGUCACACUAGGCUAGCUAAAAUGCUAACAGGACUAGCUUCCUUAAAAGCAAAUCACCGAUGUGAAAAACAGCUUCCUUUCUAAUGUAAAAAAAAAAAAAAAAAGUGUGAACAAAUCUGUUCACAUAUUUUAAGGCAUACAGUGGAACCCCGAUUUAACAAACAAAAUAAUUUUGCAUUUAUGACAUUUGUGAACACCACCGGUUAUGUUGGCUUUUGAAUACUUUUUGUAUUAGACUUGCUAAGAUCCUAACAGGGCUAGCCUAGCUUCAUCAAAGUGAGGAGUUAUCUUUCCUAAAAAAAAAGUAUUUUUCUUUUUGUAAUUGAAGCCUUUCGUACACAUUGUCUGCAUCCAUGUAUGGAUUAAAUGUGAAUGUUGUUUUGUUAGCGUCAAACAAAUGUAGCGUAAAAACAAAACAUUGGACUAGCAAUUGUCCCUUUGGUGUUGUUUGUUACUGUUAUUAUUUUUUUUAGGUAAGAACGAAUUACUGUUAUUUCAAAAAGUAAAUUCAAUCUUUUACUAAAUUGGGAGCCAUUUUGUUUACACCUGCAAUAGCAGUCAGUCAAUAUACUGUACACUCAUCAGACACAUCAUUAGGUACACCCCCAUAUCUAAUCUAAUGAGAUGCAGUUCUUGAUCUGACUUUUUUGGGGGAUUAUUCUCAUUAGAUUUGAUUUAUAUUUUUUGUAUGUUCAAUAUUGAAC